CGCAAAACUGGCCCUUUUUAGUUACUUACCGAACAAAAGGCUAAGCGCACCCGAAAAGGAAUCAGUCGACUACUGUGGGGGUUGUUGACAAGGCGAGGUCCGCAUAGCGUCUUCUAGAGGCAGAGACGACCGCCCGAAGCCUCAGUCCGAAUGUGCCUAAUUCAUCGCCCGAUAUUUGUCUCAGGUGGCUUUCAACCGUCUAUAUGCCGGCAUUCACGCCGUACACGACAUCUAGGUGGUCAGGGCGAGUGCGGGAUUGGGGCAUACAGCAAGGAUCCGAAUGCCGCUAACGCGUCCCUUACGCGUCGUCAAGCGCCAUGAAAAGGAGAGAUAGCACUACUCUCCCUUGGGAUCACAUGGGUCCGUGUUGAACGAAGGUGGAUAAGCUUUUUCGAGGUUCGACAGUCUCUUUACCACAAGGUCUUGUUUUCCACCUCACAUUCACACUCCCUCCACACACACACUCGCUUUGUUACCAUGCAUUUUCUAUCUUUUUCCGUGUCUUUGGCCCUUUCGCUCUGCUGCGCAGGCGUUGCACGGGCUCAGGAUCCGUGUUCUUACUGCGAUGAUGUGCAUUUCUUCCUAGCCCGUGGCAACAACGAGCCGUAUCCUGGACGGCAGGCAGCGCUUGUUCAAGCGACCUGCGAUGGCAUCAAGAAUUGCGGAUAUGAGAACCUGUACUUUUCGGCCCUGUAUACGGAUCUGUACUGCCAGACGGCGUAUGACGGUGCUGUUGCCGGCCAUGUGCAGAUGACUGCCUACGCGGAACGGUGUCCGAACUCCAAGCUCAUCCUGGCUGGCUACUCGCAAGGCGGACAGAUCGCCAGCGAUAUCCUCGGCGGUGGUGGUGGGUACUCCUUCAAUGGAUGUUAUCAGCCGCAGACUCCACCACUGAACCGAUCGACCAGCCCUGGAAACAAGAUCGCUGCCGUUAUCAUCUUCGGCGACACCCGUCAUACCGCGAACCAGCCCUACAACUACGGCAACGGCUCAAACCUCCAAGGCUACUUCCCGCGUCCCGACUACCAAGUUCAGAACUUAUUAUCUUAUGCUCCCAUCAUGAGGAACUGGUGUGUCUCCACCGACCCUAUCUGUGCCGCAAACCAAACCUGGUUCAGCGAGACGAGCCAUCUGUCGUACUACAACACGGACUCGCAAGCAGCAGCAUCCUGGAUCCAGUCCGUCGCCUCGCUGAGCUUGAACGACCCGUCGUUUACCACUUCAAUCUUCACCAGCUACUCUGGCACAGUGCAGAACUACGCCACCGUGGGCACGGCGACACCGUCCGGUACCGUCACCACCGAUGCUACUUGGACCCAGAUGACCACUUACUCCGCGUGUACUGCUACCUCAUACAGCCGGAGCAGCUCUUCCAUCAACUCAACCUCUUUCUACUUGGCCACCAGCGCGGCGGCGAUCAACUCUGCGAACGCAACCGCCAGUCAGAGCAUCUUCCCGAUCACGUCGAGCACCGGCGUAGCAAAGAUUGCCGCUACGACGAGCGCAAGCAUCGCUACUGCGUCGGCAACUGCACAGUCUGCUGGUGUCACACUUUCAAUGGGAGCUCAAGGCAUUGUAAUGGCGUUCGUCGUCUUAGCAUUGGCGCUAUAUUAAGCAUACGCGUUGGGGGACACAAAAGGCAUCGACUUUCUGGGUUCAUGGGAGCAUUGCGCGGGAGCAUCUAGGCGCCAGAUAAUGACAAUAAUGUCGGAAUUGGUUGGGUCGGUGCCAUGGGUACAGACACUGUACAUACAUUUUACAUCUAGACACUCGCUCUGCUAUAGACAUUAAUGAUCGAUAACUUAAGCGAGCGCUUGCCGUAGGCAUGUUUUAUUUGACUUGGGAUGCUUGGGACCACAUCUGAACAUGUUGUUCGUCGCUGCUCGC
This is a messenger RNA of Baudoinia panamericana UAMH 10762, 1887 nucleotides long. RefSeq names its product carbohydrate esterase family 5 protein. The record is from RefSeq and is a predicted model, not a curated record. Bases 478 to 1614 code for a protein of 378 amino acids. Gene Ontology annotation, molecular function: hydrolase activity. The transcript has 2 exons. Lineage: Eukaryota; Fungi; Ascomycota; Dothideomycetes; Mycosphaerellales; Teratosphaeriaceae.